AUGGUCUGUCGGAGGCCCGACGGUCGUCGUCCCUCUCCGUCAUACCUGGCGAGUGAGUUGAUCUUCUUCCUCCUAGCGAUGGUGGGGUGCGACGGCCCAUCGCUAGUCCGACGUUCCGUCGGCCCUCUUCGUCGCACCGGGCCGAUCCCAUUGCUUUUUGGAAAAAGGCUAUAUAUUUUUACUCCGACAUUGGAUUUUGACAAAAAAGCAGGUGAUGAUGUAUACCUAGGCCCCUCCACUAAUUCAGAUGCCACUUGUCUAAAUGGUGUGUUUCGUUACAUCUCCGAUCAUGGACGUAGAGGUACACCCGUGACAUUCACAAAGUUCAAUUAUACAGGAUCAUCAGGAUCAGGAAUCCAUGUAACUGAGGAUAUUAACAUCCAAUUCGACAAUGCAUCUUUAAAACUUUGUGGUAAUAAUACAACCUGGAGAUUUGGGGACUUCGAUGUAUUUCAAGGAGCGCGAUUGUUGGAGACCGGUGGAACAAUAAUAGGUAGUUGGUUCAAGAUAGUGAAAGCAUCACAAUCGCCAAUAGGCAGAGAUAUUUACGUCUUAUUGAACUGUCCUGGUCCAUUGGUUUGUCCAUCUUGCCCUGUCGAUGAGUGUCAAUCAUUGGGUGUGGUUCUCCAAGAAGGAAAGAGGCGUUUGGCUCUCGUGAGACACCAGCCUCUUCGUGUUCAAUUCAGCAAAGUCUAGUUAACAAAGCCUGCGUUUUAGCAUGGCCAGAUCUCUAAGUGAUCCUGCAGCUACUAUAUUUUAGCAUGUUAGCUUUCUAAAUAAAUCUUUGCUAUAUUUUGGCAGUGCUUUCUAAGUAAAUUGUCUUUCCUUGUUGAGUACUCGUUGAUUAUCUGAAGUUUUUAUCUACGUAUUC
This is a messenger RNA of Capsicum annuum, 871 nucleotides long. RefSeq names its product aspartic protease inhibitor 6-like. Gene Ontology annotation, molecular function: endopeptidase inhibitor activity. The record is from RefSeq and is a predicted model, not a curated record. Lineage: Eukaryota; Viridiplantae; Streptophyta; Magnoliopsida; Solanales; Solanaceae. Bases 1 to 696 code for a protein of 231 amino acids. The transcript has 2 exons.